Molecule: messenger RNA, 1030 nt
Organism: Suhomyces tanzawaensis NRRL Y-17324
Lineage: Eukaryota; Fungi; Ascomycota; Pichiomycetes; Serinales; Debaryomycetaceae
Exons: 1
Coding region: 355-717 (120 amino acids)
Source: RefSeq, a predicted model, not a curated record
UUCAACUUCGGUUACAUAUUGCCUUUUCUGCCAACAGGAAAACAGUCUGACAGCCACUUUAUAUAGGAUUAAUUUUCUCAACUGGUGUAAUAAACCGGAUGAAACAUUCGUACCAUCCGCUUGGGAAAUACCUGUCUUGGACUUUAUUUCACCGCUGCUACUCUAGCUGUGUACUUUGCUGUUCCAUUAUAGAUUUCGUAGGGGCCCGUCAUCUGGAACCUUCGUCUUAUCAUUUUUACUCACCAAGUGUGGAUUAUGCUUUGGUGCCGUAUAUCAAGUGGAAUUAGGGGGGGGGGAGGGAAAAUUGAUCAUAUAAAUAUCCACUAAUUUAACGAGAGAUAAAAGAGUAACAAGAUGUUUCGGUCAGCAUUGAUGUCGAUAGUGUUAGUUUUAUGGUUGUAUGUUAAGGUUGCUGAAGGUAAUCCAAUUUUAGGUGAGGUUUAUGAGCUGGUGAAUGGUGGAUAUGAUAACUCGCACGGAGUUGCUAAGGGAGGAGGAUUAGUUACAUUUGGUUCAGGCAAGCUAGAGGCAAGAGACGAUGGGUACGAUCACAUCACUGGUCCAAUAAAGGAACAUAUACAGACCCAUAGAGGAAUUAGCAAACGCAAGCGAGUCCUUUUUUUCAGUUUUGGUGUAACAUUAAUAGCUGCAGGUCUAUAUGUAAUGUAUGUGAGCUUGGGGAUGGGGAAUGAUACAAAGACAACGGUGACUUACUAGAAUUAUAGGAAAACAAGGCACAGUAUUGGGGGUAAAAAUUGCAUUAGAAGACAUGCAGUUAUUCUGUGUUAAUGGAACAUAAGUUAUAUGUGUAGUACCUUAAUAUAAGCCUGGAGAAACCAACUACUUGUUGUCCAUCCACAAAAACCGAGGUCGAUUUUCAUUGGGAAUUGUAGCAACAUAAAGUCUCAGAAUGCUUGAGUCUUGAUUUAUGGAAAAAAGGAAAAGUCGAAGAAGGGAGUAACAAGCAAGAGGAGAACCGGGAUCCCGAAUGAGUCAACCCUGAUUUCAAGUCUUUUGGCAGUACAAUUAU